Ornithorhynchus anatinus (platypus) is the source of this 3528-nucleotide messenger RNA. It is a transcript of the gene OPHN1, whose product is annotated as oligophrenin 1. Gene Ontology annotation, biological process: signal transduction. The record is from RefSeq and is a predicted model, not a curated record. Gene Ontology annotation, cellular component: cytoplasm. Lineage: Eukaryota; Metazoa; Chordata; Mammalia; Monotremata; Ornithorhynchidae. The coding region runs from base 1 to 2391 and encodes 796 amino acids. The transcript has 24 exons. Gene Ontology annotation, molecular function: GTPase activator activity; protein binding.
AUGGGUCACCCCCCGCUGGAGUUCAGCGACUGCUACCUGGACAGCCCGGACUUCCGCGAGCGGCUCAAGUGCUACGAGCAGGAGCUGGAGCGCACCAACCGCUUCAUCAAGGACGUCAUCAAAGACGGGGCCUGCCUCAUCGCCGCCAUGAGAGGUUACUCCUCGGCGGUGCAGAAAUUCUCCCAGACCCUGCAGUCCUUCCAGUUCGACUUCAUUGGGGACACGCUGACGGACGACGAGAUUAACAUCGCCGAAUCCUUUAAGGAGUUUGCCGAGCUCCUCCGGGAAGUGGAAAACGAGAGGAUGAUGAUGGUGCAGAACGCCAGCGACCUCCUCAUCAAACCCCUGGAGACCUUCCGCAGGGAAGAGAUCGGAUUCACCAAGGAACGCAAGAAGAAAUUUGAGAAGGACGGCGAGAGGUUUUACUCGCUGCUGGACCGGCACCUGCACCUCUCGUCCAAGAAGAAGGAAUCCCAGUUGCAAGAGGCUGACCUGCAAGUGGACAAGGAGAGGCGCAGCUUUUUCGAGUCCUCCCUGGACUACGUACACCAGAUCCAGGAGGUCCAGGAGUCCAAGAAGUUCAACGUGGUGGAGCCGGUCCUGGCCUUCCUGCACAGCCUCUUCAUCUCCAACAACCUGACCGUCGAGCUCACUCAGGAUUUCCUCCCCUACAAGCAGCAGCUGCAGAUCAGCCUGCAGAACACGAGAAAUCACUUCCUGAGCACCCGCGAGGAGAUGGAAGACCUGAAGGAAAGGAUGAAGGAAACCCCUCAGACCUGCAAGCUGCCCGGCCAGCCCACCAUCGAAGGCUACCUGUACUCUCAGGAGAAAUGGGCGCUGGGCAUCUCUUGGGUGAAGCACUACUGCCGAUACAAGAAGGAGACCAGGACGCUGACCAUGACGCCCAUGGAGCAGAAGCCUGGGGCGAAACAGGGCUCCUCGGACCUCACGCUGACCCACUGUGUGAGGAGGAAGACGGAGUCCAUCGACAAGCGCUUCUGCUUCGACAUAGAGACCAGCGAGAGGCCGGGCACGCUGACGCUGCAGGCGCUGUCGGAGGCCAAUCGGCGCCUGUGGAUGGAGGCCAUGGACGGCAAGGAGCCGAUUUACCACAGCCCCAUAACGAAGAGGGAAGAGAUGGAGCUGAACGACGUGGGCUUCAAGUUUGUCCGCAAGUGCAUCAACGCUGUGGAAGCCAAAGGGCUCUGGACGGAGGGCGUUUACAGGACCGUGGGAAGCAACCUCCAGGUGCAGAAGCUGCUCAACGCUUUCUUCGACCCGCGUUGCCCAGGAGAGGUGGAUCUCCAGGACAGCGACUGGGACAUCAAAACAAUCACAAGCUCCCUGAAAUUCUACCUCAGGAACCUUUCAGAACCCGUCAUGACCUAUAAGCUCCACAAGGAACUCGUCUCUGCUGCCAAGUCGGAAAACCUGGAUGAGCGUCUGGGGGCCAUCCACUCCCUGGUUUACAAACUCCCCUCCAAGAACCGUGAAAUGCUGGAACUUCUCAUCCGCCACCUGGUCAGCGUGUGCGAGCUGAGCCGGGAGAACCUCAUGACCCCGGCCAACAUGGCGGUGGUGUUCGGGCCCACGCUCAUGCGGGCCCAGGAAGACACCGUGGCCGCCAUGAUGAACAUCAAAUUCCAAAACAUCGUGGUGGAAAUCCUCAUCGAGCACUUUGGCAAGAUCUGCUCCGGUCCCCCCGAGGACAACGUGACCCCGCCGGCUCCUCCCCCCCGGGUCACGGCCCGGAGGCACAAGCCCAUCACCAUCUCCAAGCGGCCCCUGCGGGAAAGGGCCGAAUUCUACUGCCCACCCCCUGCCUCCGCUGCCCAGAACCACGGAGACCACCAUCAUCGGACGGUCAACGGCAGCCUCUCCGGCAGCCUGGAGCCCCCCAGGCCCCUGCAGCGGCCCCCCGGCCCGAGGCCCCGGGAGGGUGACCCGAGGGGACGCUCCCCGAGCCGACCCGCCUACGAAGCCCACCCGGAGCAGAGCCCGGGGUCGAGGUUGCCCGAAGGAGCGACCAGGCCGCCCCCCACCAGAGCGCCAAACGGCCUGGGGACGGAGCCCCCCAGGGUCCCCUCCCUCCACGUAAAGAGGCCCGCCCCCAGGCCCCUGGCCCACGGCAAAGAGGGCGACGCUGACGCUGCCGGUCGACUGCGCUCCCCGGGGGACAGACCGGCCCUCACCCGCCCACCCAUGAGGCCCCCUGACCCUCCUGCCCGGACCCUCGUCCCCCAGAGGCCGGAGCCGAGGCCGGAGCCGCCGGCCGCCGAGGGCAUCCCGCCGUCCGUCGUGGCCUCCAGGACCAAGUUCUUCGAGACAGCGUCACGGAAGCCCGGGAGCCCCUCGUCCGCCCUAGGCAGACUUCCCGGAGACGAGAGUUGAGACGAGAGGCGUGACCCCCGGAUCCUGGCUGGCCCAGGAGCUUCCUUCCUGCUUCCCGAAGGGCCUCCCGGCCCACCCGCUCCCCGGGACCCCUGCCGACUGUGGGAUGUGGCGGCGACGGCCGGGGCCCGGGACCCCCCCCCCAAGACCUCCCAGUCCUCCCUCCCUCCCUCCUUCCCCCGGCCCCAGCAGCCGUCCCGCGAGCCUGCAGAAGGGUGACGUGGUUUCUGUGAGGACCGGCGGGCUCUCGGCCCCCGGGACGGACUGAGGGGAGACCCCCAGGGCCGGGCUUCGGUGGUCCGCCCGGUCCCCCACCUCUCCGAGCGCCCCCGGCCCCGGGAGACCGGCCGGGCCCCCGCGGAGGCGGACCCGGACGGAUUGGGAACUUGGCACCGACCCGGCCCUCCUCGGGGAAGCCCAGAUGAACGCGGAGGGGCGUGGGGGAGCUCAGAGGUGCCGAAGGAGCUGGGGGAGCCCACGCUGCCUGUGAAGGGACCUGGGGGGGGCUCCGAUGUGCUUGGACUAAAGCCACGUCGCCUCCAGCCCCUCCGCCGGGAAGCCUUCCCCCGGCCGCGGGCUUCGACGAGACGCCUUCUGCCCUGGACCCGCGGCCCUCGGGGGAACACGGGCGCUGCGGGGGCCCGUUCGGGAACGGAGGGACCCGAAGGCUGACCCGCAGGCGGGGACGAGCCCCCUCCCUCCCGGGCUCCCUCGUCCACGUGGCUUUGACCUCUCCCAUGCCCCAGCCGGGACUCCCUCACGUGACCGGCUACAGCUGUCUCGGCCUCGCUUCCUGAGGGAGCGGGGGAGAGGGAGAAAACGGGAAAGAUUUAGAAGGUGCUGGCGGGCCCGGACAGCUGCCGCCGAGGCUGGGAACCCCUUAGCCGUGCGGCGGGGACAGAGGGAGGGCGGGAGACACCGUCGUCUGGCCGGGGGGGAACACGCGCGGCGAGGGCGCUCGGUCGGGAGCGCGCGCAGCGGACGCGGGAACACGUUCGGUGAGGGCACGUGUUGGAGCACACGCCAGCGGAAGCACCUCCGAAUCCCGGCCCACGAGGACGGCUGCUGGUUCAGACGGGGACCGUCGAACCGGGAGCAGCCGUCCCGACGGAUGUGAGGAAUUCCCGGCGCUCUUCC